CCUUAUUCAUAGAUAUGCCAUUAGAGAGACUUGCCAUCCCAAAUAUAGCUGCCUAUAAUGAUUUUCUCUAUGUUCAUUUUAUCCAUUACCUUGUCCCUCCAGCCCCAUCAAGCAGGGGCUGCCGUCACCUCCUCCGCGGCCGUGGGCAGACGACCAAAGGAGGACGACGGCCCGCCAUGGACAUCCCAUUGAUUCCUGAUGGGAGUGCGUGCUUUUUGAACAAUGUAACCGCCACCAAUGGUAUCUGGGUUAGCGAAAACCCUCUCGGAGAAUCCAUGCCUCGAUUCAUUCUGCAGCUCGCUGUCAUCAUCGUCAUUACUCGUACUAUCAAUCUUCUCCUUAUACCCUUACAUCAACCACGUUUCAUUGCCGACCUUCUUGGUGGUUUGUUGAUCGGACCUAGUGCAUUGGGGAAGACCAAGUACUUCCUUCCCCAAAUAUUUCCGGUGAAGACUAUUACAACGAUUGAAACGAUGGCGUACCUGUCUCUGGUUUACUACUCAUUUGUGGUUGGAUUGAGAACGGACUUAAGCGCAGCGUUACGCACCGGGAAAAAGUCGUUGUUGGUUGUCGCCGGCGGAGUUAUCUUUCCCAUUUCUGUCGGGAUUGGCUUGUUCUUCAUGUUGAAUAAUCACCAUCUUGAUGAUCGACAUUCUCAUGGUGGCCUAUUUUGGGCUCUCGCACUCUCUGUUACAGGCUUCCCUGUUGUUACUGAAAUUCUAAGCGAUCUCAAGCUCCUUCAUACGGACAUAGGAAGAAUGGCCUUGUCAACUUCUAUUGUGAAUGAUUUAUGCUGUUGGGUUCUUCUUAUUAUUUUAGUACCAGUUCGUGUACGGCAUCAAGACUUAAAACAGGUCAUUGUCUCGACCACGGCAUUGUUAUUAGGAUGCAUGUAUGGUGUUCGACCAUUGUUGUCAACCAUAAUUCGCAGAACUUUUAAAGGAGACAAGUACAGUAAGCCCUAUAUGUGUUCAUUUCUCAUUGCACUGGCAUUAUGUGCCUUGUGUAGUGAAGCUUGUGGCGUUACCUCAAUUGUCGGUGCUUUCAUUUUUGGGCUGAUUAUACCAAAUGGGACGCUCGCGGCUGAGCUUACGAAUAAAUUUGAGGAUUUUGCAUCAGGGACUAUGCUGCCGUUGUUCUUUGCAAUUUGCGGUAUAAGGAUCAACAUUAAUAGCAUUGAAAAUUGGGGUAUUGCUGCUGCGGUCAUAGUCAUAUCUUGUGCUGUGAAGAUUCUUAGCACUAUGGCCAUUUUUUUCUUCCACAAUAUGGCUCCCAGAGAAGGUUUUGCUCUUGGAGUCAUAAUGAAUACUAAAGGCGUCUUGGCCAUAGUGGUCCUUAAUAUGGGGUGGGACAAUGAGAUUUUGAAGGACCAAGACUAUGCGAUUAUGGCGGUUGCUGUUUUCGUAAUGACGGCAAUGGUCCCACCCAUCAUGAGCCACAUGUAUAAGCCGGCCAAACGUCUAAUGGACUACCAACGCAGAAGCGUAAUAGAGGCUAAAUCAGAGGCUGAUCUCCGAAUUCUUACUUGUGUAUAUGACUCACAGCAGUUGCCAGGAUUGCUCAGCCUCCUUGACGCCUCUAGGGCCUCCAAUCAAUCCUCACUCCACAUCUUCGUGCUCCAGCUUGUUGAGUUUAAGGGGCGUGCCUCUGCCAUGCUUAUUGUCCAUAAUACUCGCAAGUCGGGUGGUAGCGUGCACAGGCACGUGAACUCAGAUACAGACCAGAUCGUCAGUGCCUUUGAAUCCUUUGAGUUGAAAAAUGGCAAUGUCUCUGUGCAGCCCUUCACUGCAAUGUCCCCAUUCUCAACAAUGCACGAGGAUGUCUGCGGUGUAGCAGAGAACAAGAACAUUGCUUUCAUGAUCCUCCCUUUCCACAAGCAAGUCACAGCCGAUGGCAACUUCGAGGAGACAAACCCUUCCUUCAGAGGUGUAGUCCUGAACGUGCUGGCCAACACCCCUUGCUCAGUCGGAAUGUUCGUGGACCGUGGAUUCAAAGGUAUUCCAGGCACGGGAAUGGUGUCCAAUCUAGAUCCACACAAUGUUUGUAUGAUAUUCAUUGGCGGCCCUGAUGACCGUGAAGCGUUGUCGUAUGCAGGGCUAAUUGGUGGGUACCACAGAAGCAAUCUAACAGUAGUGAGGUUUCUGCCCAAUGAUAAUUUAGACAAAUUUGAGGUGCCCGUAGAGCUCCCUGAUGGUAGUACCUCCAGGUUGUUAACGGCAUCCUCAUUCGUUGAGAGGCAGAAGACCUUGGAUGACGAAUAUAUCACUGAGUUCAGGGUCAAGUCUGCAGAUAACCAACACUUGAAUUAUGUAGAAAAGAGGGUGGAUGAUGCAGAAGGUGUCAUUGCAGAACUAAAAGCCCUGGGUGAUGAAUAUGAUCUUUAUGUUGUUGGGAAAGGAGAAGGGGUGGUGUCACCGCUUACAGCAGCAUUGCUGGUUUGGUGUGAGCUGCCAGAGCUUGGGGCUGUAGGGGACGUAUUGGUUUCUUCAGCUUUUUGUCGUAGUUCAGUUAUUGUGGUUCAACGAUAUGCAGGUUCUGGAGACGUGGGUGGCACACUGGCAUCAUCACCGUAGGGGUCAACCCAUGGCAGCAGACAUUUUAGAACAUUGUAGUCACCCGUGACCACGACCACUGUGUCGUGGACUCUGAUGGGUUUGAGCCGCACAAGAGGGGUGAUGAUACUGUGUAUUAAGUAGUUUACAGUUUACUUGCAAGCAAGUAAUCAUAGAAGCAAUGUUUUUGAGGGUACUUCACAUAUAUUAUAUACACAGUUUAAGUGUUGGACUAUGUUCUUACUUGCUACAACAUACACAGAUCAUUGACAACAAGAAGCUAGUUCUAAGGCUGAUUAUGUUCGCAUGAACGCAUGAUUUGUAAUUCUGAAGAACUACUGAGACUGCUUCACUUGGGCUAACCUUACUGAACAGGUCCAGCCACAGAUGGUUUCUCUUGACCCUGAUCAGGGACCUAUGCCCAAACCCCAAACGCAUGGGUCUAUAACUUUACAGGAGCCCACUAA
Molecule: messenger RNA, 3019 nt
Organism: Tripterygium wilfordii
Lineage: Eukaryota; Viridiplantae; Streptophyta; Magnoliopsida; Celastrales; Celastraceae
Product: cation/H(+) antiporter 15-like
Exons: 3
Coding region: 15-2573 (852 amino acids)
Biological process (GO): regulation of pH; proton transmembrane transport
Cellular component (GO): endomembrane system; membrane
Molecular function (GO): antiporter activity
Source: RefSeq, a predicted model, not a curated record